CCCUACGACGACCUUGCAUCCAACACUCCCGAUUUUCGACGUGCCCCACCGAGUCCUCGAAACCAGAAAGCAAGCAUGUUCUGUUCAUGUAGAUUGAGCCCUUUGAGGCUAUUUCUCCAGGGCGUGUCGCAAACGCUCGUCCCAGAGCCUGCCGUCGCAGCAAGGCUCCCGCAGCACCUCAAAACCUCCCAAGCUUUGCGGGUCGUCCAGAAGUCGACGUUCGCAACCUCUGCCGCCUACCCCAGAAACCAAAGUCGGAAACCCUCCGGCAGAGAAGAGAACGGAGCGGCGAAGAGACAACGCGCAACAAGGGACAGGGAGGAAAGGGACGGCCUCGCCGGCGAGGACGACCUCGAAGGCGGCGCGAAACCGAAGCGGGAGCCCUGGCAGAUCCAGAAGGAGGCCUUGAAGAAGAAGUUCCCUGGCGGCUGGAACCCACGCAAGCGCCUGUCGCCGGACGCCAUCGCGGGCAUCAAGGCGCUGCACGCGCAGUUCCCCGAGGAGUACACGCUGCCGACGCUCGCCGACAAGUUCGAGGUGUCGCCCGAGGCCAUCCGGCGCAUCCUCAAGAGCAAGUGGCAGGCGUCGCCCGAGGAGGAGGAGGACCGGCAGGAGCGCUGGUUCCGGCGCGGCGUCAACGUGUGGUCGCGCUACGCCGAGCUGGGCAUGAAGCCGCCCACCAAGUGGCGCCGCGAGGGCGUCACGCGCGACCCAUCAUACCACGAAAACCGCAAGGCAGCGAUCGAAAGGAGGAAGCGGGAGGAGGCGGAGGAGGAUGCGGCCGAGAGAUUGCAGCGGAAGCUGUCUGAUACCAUCUUGUGAGGCUUCGUGUAGGGCGGCUACACGGGCCGGAGUUACCUAGCCAUAAUCUCCCCUUACGAUAGUCGACUGAGUCGGCGAAUUAAAAACCUCUGGGCGAAGGCGAUCUUAGCGUUCUGAAUUUGAGCCGUGGUCUACAGGCACAGUUUGACAAGCAGAGACCCAAAAC
Molecule: messenger RNA, 988 nt
Organism: Colletotrichum destructivum
Lineage: Eukaryota; Fungi; Ascomycota; Sordariomycetes; Glomerellales; Glomerellaceae
Product: Putative neugrin/Rrg9
Exons: 1
Coding region: 76-822 (248 amino acids)
Cellular component (GO): nucleus
Source: RefSeq, a predicted model, not a curated record